This is a messenger RNA of Paramecium sonneborni, 281 nucleotides long. The record is from the annotation of a GenBank genome assembly. NCBI's taxonomy places the organism in Eukaryota, Ciliophora, Oligohymenophorea, Peniculida, Parameciidae.
AUGAACCAAUCAAUUAGAAAAAUUGUACACUAUCCUAUCAAAGGAGAUAAUGAAUUGUAUAAGUAAAUAUUUGAGUAAUUUAUGGAAAUUGAUAUACUCAAUAGACUUUAUGAUAUUUUACAACAAAAAUUGUGUAAUCAUUCACUAAUCAAAGAAGUAUUGAAAUCUGAGAAUUUAUAUAGAUUUUUGAAUAGGUUGUUUCAUUAUUAAUAAAAGUAAAGGAAAUCACAAAUAAGAACUAUUUAUUAUCUCAUUUUACUCAUAAUCAUAUAAAUUACUGA